This is a messenger RNA of Camelus dromedarius (Arabian camel), 486 nucleotides long. Its product is annotated as transcription initiation factor TFIID subunit 13-like. The record is from RefSeq and is a predicted model, not a curated record. Gene Ontology annotation, molecular function: protein heterodimerization activity. NCBI's taxonomy places the organism in Eukaryota, Metazoa, Chordata, Mammalia, Artiodactyla, Camelidae. Gene Ontology annotation, biological process: transcription by RNA polymerase II. Gene Ontology annotation, cellular component: transcription factor TFIID complex.
AUGGAGGUACUGGGCACGCAGAAGCGGGAGGCUGCUGGAGGUGGCUGGCUGGUGGAAUGGCAGGUGAAGAAGAAGACCUCACUUAGCGGAGGCCAAGUUCAGAAUCGGUUUGAAGAAGAAAAUGAAGAAAUUGGAAGAGGUACAGAAGGUAGACAGGGUAAAAGAAAGAGACUUUUUUCUAAAGAAUUAAGAUAUAUGAUGUAUGGGUUUGGGGAUGACCAGAAUCCUUAUACUGAGUCAGUGGAUAUUCUUGAAGACCUUGUCAUAGAGUUCACUACUGCAACGACUCACAAGGCAAUGUCAAUUGGAAGACAAGGUCUUGUACAAAUUGAAGAACUGUUUUUGAUUUGAAAGGACCCAAGAAAGUUUGCUAGGUUUAAAGACUUGCUUACUAUGAAUGAAGAAUUGAAACAAGCUAGAAAAGCAUUUGAUGAAGCAAACUAUGGAUCUUGACACCUUUUGUACUUUCUGAAGCUUCAUUGUCUU